AUGGAGCAAUCAACAACACCUCAACCACCACAGAGUAAUAAUGCUCCGUCCGCCAUUGAGCAGACUUCUUUUGCCGACGAUAUCUGGAAUAAUAUGGAAGGCAUCUUUCCGGAGCUAGAUGUUCAACAAUCGGACCCACAAUUGCAAUCCAACCAACAACAGGGCCCCCAAGGCAUUACAUGGGAUCAUCCAAUCUUUACACAGACCAACCAGCAGUCUGAACAACAGCCUUCUUUCCCACAGCAAAAUGAUCAUAUCCGGGACUUUUACUCUGCGACGCCUCAGGCCUGGGGUCAACCUACGUCUUCGACUCAGACCGCAAAUGACCCUUCUGGCCAAGCAUACGGACUUUCUCAACAACAUCCAUAUUCGAUACAGCAACAGUUCCCCCAGGAUCGGGUCUCAUAUAAUUCCCGUACUAUAAGUCCUGAAAAUCUUGCUUAUCAAUAUACAAUCCCUGGCCAAUAUUACCAGCAGCCCGGUCUACAGCCUGCCGGCACAUAUGCUCAACAACAACCCCGACAUCAGGCCAUCGCUCCACGACCUCCUGCUACCCAGCAGCAGCCUGUUUUGUCGGGAGGAGCUCAGUCUACACAGAGCCAUCAGUACAUCAUGCCAACGAAUGCCGGCAAUGCACAAGCACCUAAUUUCAACCAAUUUGAGAAUGCGGCAACCGCAGGCUUGAACUUUCAAAAUACGAUUGAUCCACAAUUCCUCUCUUCACUUCAAGAAGCAUCAGGUGGACCUCAUUCAUCACAGAACCAAUUCUUAUUCUACAAUCCGAAUGCAUCCUCGUACGAGCGUCCUAAUGACCCAAAGGCGUAUCAAGCUUUUCCGGACAACUUAGCCCAGCUCAAUGCGGAACAACUCAAUGCUAGACAGCAUUUGGCCCCUAGCCUUAUGGGACAACUGCCUCAUCUAGCACCCUAUCCUGUCCCCGGAAUGCUAGCACCAAAUGGAGCACCUAAGCCGGCUGCUCAAAUACCAAGUCCCAGGAAACGAGGAAGGCCUAAGAAACACCCACUCAAAACACCAAAUGACAAAGCGAGAUCUGACUCGAUUUCUGACACUUCUGAUUCGGAGCUAGAGGUUGAAGAACCGGAUGAACCUUCGCCUCUGCCUGCCGUGCGUCCGACGGAUCCAGAGGGGGCUGUUCAAUACGAUACCAUCAAAGCUAUUUGGUCACCGCGUAAUAAGUACCCUAGCGUUGAGAAGAUUAAGAAUGCUCUUGUUGCUUUCAAGGAUGUCGUCAAGACUGUCAGAGACGAAUGGAAGUCGCUCAGUCAGGCAAUGAAGGAUGCUGAGAACCAGAACAACAACGAUAAAGCGUCCUCGCUGAGAAAUCAAGUCGUCCAGCAACGAAAACUCAUCAACGCCGUCAUUACCACAGCGAUAGACAAGGGUCAUCCUGUUAUUGUUGAAAAAUUAGGAGAGCACCCAAUGGCUGUUGCAGCUUUAUACUCUUUUUUACUUGAUCGUCACCAGUCCUCGGAUUAUGAGGGCGUAUUGCUGGUCAACAUUCUCACAUUGUUAUCACGUUUCACGACCAUGGACGAUGAGGUUCUUCUCAAGACAAAUGUCUCAAAACUUCUACCAAGAAUAAUCAAAAAAGGCAUCCAACCUGGCAAAGACUUGGCUCAAAAGAUCAUGGAUAAUGCAGCCCAAUCAACGAAACGAAAGCAGGAGUCUAACGGCAACUCAUCUUCUCGAGACGCCACACCUGACAAGUCGAACGCAUCCGCCACUGGAGUCAAGCGUACUCGCGAUGGAGAACCCAAUGGCCUCCCGGCCACCAAGAAGAUAGUAAACCCAGUCCUAGCAGCAAAAGGUGGUCCUUCUGCUAAAGCGGCUACUGGCAGCACGGCCAAAGCUGUGGAUAACAAAGCCGCCGCUGCUCCAGCUGUUCGACCCAAGGCUAGCAUCGUUCCUCCCAAACCAAGUAGUCUCUUUGGUAGUUUGGCUUCCGCAUCGAAGAAGCCUGGAACCUCAAAUGCGGCGCGAGCUGCUGCAGCUGCCGCUGCGGCCAAGGAAAAGGGGGGUGCUGCAACUGAUAAGAAAGAAUCGCCACAGCCAGCACCCUCCAAACCAGCUUUCUCGUUUGGUGAUAUACUAGCAGACCUUAACAAAAAAGAGGAAGCCAAAGUCAAGAAGCCCUCCGACGAUCUUCCACCUGAAACGGAAGAAGAGCGUGAAAAGCGUCUUCGAAAGGAAGCACGCCGGAAACUUCGCGUCAGCUGGAAGCCCGAUGACUCUCUCACUGAGGUCCGCUUGUUCACUCACGAUCCUGAAGAGGUCGUUGGUAUGGAUGAUGACCUGAAGAGGGACGUUGACGAUAUCAAAGGAGAAGGCCGUAUGCUCAAGCUUCACAAAGACUUGGAUGAAGACGAGGACGAUGAGGUGGAGCCACAGGAAGAAGAGUAUCAUCCUUGGACAAGCCUGCCUACUGUUGACCAAGACUUGAGCAACGAGGACCAAGCGAGCAAUUUCAUCAAGAGAGGUGGAAACAAGGAGCCGGACAGCCCUGAGAAACUUGCUCAGGAGAGCAGAGAAGCCACCACUUUGAUGGUUUUCUAUACGUCUGCUGCAGAUGUGCCGGCUUCACCUAGGGAACCUCCUGCGCCUACUGAUGACGAGCCGCCUACCACUCAACUGCUAUUUGGUGAGCCUGAUGACAAAGUCAAGGCUCGCUCUGCUCGCUACUUGGCGAUGAUCAACUCGCAACCCGCACCAACUCCUGCACCCGCUGCAACUAUUGCACCUGUUGCGCCAGUCGUUCCUGGUGGCGCUUUAGAUAUUGCUAAUUUACUGAAAGUCAUUCAGAGUGCACCUCAACAGGUACAAUCUACAACGCCUCCUGUUCCUGCUCCACAGCCGGCACAAACUCAACCAAACCCUCUCGCGAAUCUUGAGCAGACUAUCAAUUUAUUCCGACAGCAACAGCAAGCACCGCCAGUCAUACCGCAGAUUCCUCAAAUACCUCAAAUACCACAAAUACCACAAAUACCACAGAUCCCUCAGAUUCCUCAGAUUCCUCAAGUUCCUGUCUCUGCUCCGUCGGGACAACCAAUCGACUUUCAAAAAAUCCUUGCUGUGCUAAACGCUCAGAAGCAAAUGGCGCAACAACAGCAACCAGUCGCUCCACAAAUACCUGCAGCACCAGCAGGCAUCGCCCCCAAUCUUGCAGCGCUCGUUUCCCAACUUAGCGGCCAAAGAACAGGCUCUCCAGUGUCACAGCCACAACCGCCAGCUCAGUCCUCGUCCGGUCUAUAUGAAGACCCAGAGCGUAAACGAUAUCGUGACAUUGGCCGCGGAAACGAGAACAAUGGCUACGGCCCACAAGGCAGCGCAAAACGUCCCCGAAUGUACGUCGACCCCGAAGCGAAGAAACAUCCACGCGCUGGGUCGGUGGCAUGUCGAUUCUGGCGAGAAGGCAAAUGUCUUAAGGGUGAUGACUGCACCUUUCGCCAUGACCCCGCCGAUUUGAACUAA
Molecule: messenger RNA, 3489 nt
Organism: Talaromyces amestolkiae
Lineage: Eukaryota; Fungi; Ascomycota; Eurotiomycetes; Eurotiales; Trichocomaceae
Exons: 6
Coding region: 1-3489 (1162 amino acids)
Molecular function (GO): metal ion binding
Source: RefSeq, a predicted model, not a curated record